Molecule: messenger RNA, 401 nt
Organism: Cylicostephanus goldi
Lineage: Eukaryota; Metazoa; Nematoda; Chromadorea; Rhabditida; Strongylidae
Source: the annotation of a GenBank genome assembly
AUGCUCUGUUCGCUACCUCAUCCAGCCUUUAUUGGCAUGGAUCCAGCUGUUGCUAGCAGUGUCGAAUUAUUGGAAGUUCAUCCUCAAGGUGUAACUUACCCUGAUGUCCGUGCCUUAUGCUGCACAUCCACAGCCCCAGAGAUAUUCAUCUCAGCCUAUGCCGAUCGGUCCAUGUUUGUCUUUCGACGAGGUGCAAGUCCUGAUCAGUGGACGAAGUUGUCGAGUUCGCUAGCCCAUGUGGGAGCUGUGACGACAGUUCAGCGAUAUCCGUCGCGGUUCCCUUACCUACCCAGUGGAUCGUUUAUCACUGGAGGUGUGGAUGGUACGGUCAGGAUUUGGAGCAUGGAAAAGAAUGAAAACCAGGUAGGAGGCAUGCACGAACACACCCUGGAGAUUUGAGC